Molecule: messenger RNA, 1173 nt
Organism: Penicillium bovifimosum
Lineage: Eukaryota; Fungi; Ascomycota; Eurotiomycetes; Eurotiales; Aspergillaceae
Exons: 1
Coding region: 1-1173 (390 amino acids)
Source: RefSeq, a predicted model, not a curated record
AUGUUGAUCCGUCACCCUCUUCUCGUGGCUCUCACCUUGCUAGCCGUUCCAACGGGGGUGUUAUCCCGGAAAGGCGGAGGCGGCGACAUCGACAGCGACAGCAGUAGUAGUAGCCCCGGUGGCUCUGGUGGCUCCAGUGACUACGAUGACUCCAGUGACUCCAGCGGCAGCGACGACACCUACACACCCUCUACACCAUCUUCCGUCUCCUGCACAGAUACCCACCGCCUCAAUCUCGAAGAUAUGCAGCCCGACCACUACGACAAAUACAACCGCGAACCACGCCGUGGCCAUGCAAGCGCAUACAGCGAAUACGACGGCGUCUUCUUCAAAGGCGAAGCCAGCUUCACAUACACAAUCGAACCGGUCCCUAAUAAAACGACCGAAAUGCUCAGUUCAUCGAAGGUGGAAUGUCCAGCUGGCGAACGCACCAUGCGCAUGCUAGGCGCUGCAUGGGUUGCAGCCAGAGCGCCCGAACCUGCUGGACUAAGCAAUCCCAUUACGAUAGGCUUCAAGGCCUGGGAGAGCAACAUCCGUCUCGCAGAUAUCGAUUAUUCGUACAGUGUGUGUGAUAAAGUGGAUGUUGUGCGCUUGUCGACGACUGUGGACUGGAUCGAGAACGAUGAAGAUGAGGCCAAGGCUAUGGAUGCUGUGGAAUUGAAUAUCACCCAGGCUGCUGGGAACAGCGAUAUGGUCGAAUUCGAUGGUGUGUAUGAUUUGAAGAGCUGGGCUGAUAGCGAACGGGAUGAUGGGCGACCUGAACGCUAUGAUAAUCCUGGCCUUUCGGAUCAAUUGAUUAUUCUUCCCGAGGGCUUAUGCUCUGAUGGUAAUAAGUUGGGGGAGAUCAUCACUGUGUGGCCUACUGGGACAUACUUUAGUGGGUCUAUGACCAAUGACACUCUUGAGCUGAGUAUGUCUGGGUCUACGGUUACUGGGUUUAAAGAGAGGAAUCGCCGUACGCCUGACACGAAAGUAAAUGUGACUUUCGAAAUUACAUUCACGGGUAGGCUUGAUGCUGCGAACUCAACACAGGUCGUGCUGACGGGGGCAUCGAACGACGAUGCAUCACUGUUCAGCUUUGAGAGGGCGACUGGUGGUGCCAGCGCCAUGACUAUGUCCUUUCACUGCGUGUUACUUUGUUUCUUGGUUGGUUUCGGGUUAAUGGUUGUAUGA